Messenger RNA from Malaclemys terrapin pileata, 8886 nucleotides. RefSeq names its product actin binding LIM protein 1 (gene ABLIM1). The transcript has 25 exons. Gene Ontology annotation, biological process: lamellipodium assembly; cilium assembly; cytoskeleton organization. Gene Ontology annotation, molecular function: actin filament binding. The record is from RefSeq and is a predicted model, not a curated record. The coding region runs from base 60 to 2321 and encodes 753 amino acids. Gene Ontology annotation, cellular component: actin cytoskeleton; stress fiber. NCBI's taxonomy places the organism in Eukaryota, Metazoa, Chordata, Testudines, Emydidae.
ACUCAGUCAGAGAAGCUGUAACUUCUGAGCUGCGGAAACGUUACUGCUUGAGAGCACACAUGGAACUACAACUACAACUACCAGUACAUCACAGCUCUGGAAAUUGCAAAGUGGCCCAUUCCCAAGAACCUCACCACUCCACUGAGAAGCCUGUCAUCCACUGCCAUAAAUGUGAGGAGCCGUGUAAAGGCGAAGUGCUCCGUGUCCAGUCCAAGCACUUUCACAUCAAAUGCUUCACCUGCAAAGUGUGUGGCUGUGACCUGGCCCAAGGAGGUUUUUUCAUUAAGAACGGGGAAUACCUCUGCUCUGUGGAUUACCAGCGCAUGUAUGGAACCCGCUGCAAUGGCUGUGGGGAAUUCGUGGAAGGAGAAGUAGUGACAGCUCUGGGAAAAACCUACCAUCCGAACUGCUUUGCCUGCACUGUUUGCAAACGCCCGUUUCCACCAGGAGACCGGGUUACCUUCAAUGGAAGGGAUUGUCUCUGUCAAAUGUGUGCUCAGCCAAUGGCAUCCAGUCCAAAAGAGAUCUCCAGCUCAAGCAAUUGCGCUGGCUGUGGAAGAGAUAUAAAAAAUGGCCAAGCGCUACUAGCACUGGAUAAGCAGUGGCACCUGGGAUGCUUUAAGUGCAAGGCAUGUGGCAAGGUCCUGACUGGGGAAUACAUCAGCAAGGAUGGUGCCCCUUAUUGUGAAAAGGACUACCAGGUUCUCUUUGGAGUCAAAUGUGAAGCAUGUCACCAGUUCAUCACCGGGAAGGUCCUAGAGGCAGGUGACAAACAUUAUCAUCCGAGCUGUGCACGAUGCAGCAGAUGCAACCAAAUGUUCACGGAAGGAGAAGAAAUGUACCUGCAAGGUUCCACUGUAUGGCAUCCAGACUGUAAGCAGUCCGCUAAGGCAGAAGAUAAGCUCCGGCAUUCCUCAUCUGAUUUCUUUUAUCCAAAGAGUCUGGUUCUGCGCAGACCACGCUCUACAGAGCUGUUCUCACCGCCUUGCAUAAUGAACUCAAUCAAAAAACUAAGGCAGCCUACAAGGACAUCAUCUGAAAGUAUUUAUUCCAGACCAGGUUCCAGUAUUCCUGGCUCACCAGGACAUACUAUCUAUGCAAAAGUAGACAAUGAGAUCCUUGAUUACAAGGAUUUAGCAGCUAUUCCCAAAGUCAAGGCCAUUUAUGACAUUGAACGUCCAGACCUAAUUACUUAUGAGCCAUUCUACACUUCCGCCUACGAGGAGAGACAGGAGAGACAGAGUCUUGGAGAGUCUCCAAGGACACUGUCUCCCACCCCGUCUGCAGAAGGUUAUCAGGAUGUUCGGGAUCGCAUGAUUCACAGGUCAACCAGUCAGGGCUCUAUUAGUUCUCCAGUGUAUAGUCGACACAGCUACACUCCCACAAUGUCACGCUCCCCUCAGCAUUUCCACAGACCUGGCAAUGAGCCGUCCAGCGGUCGGAACUCCCCUGUCCCUUAUCGGCCAGACAGCCGCCCUCUAACUCCAACUUACGUUCAGGCCCCUAAACAUUUCCAUGUUCCAGAUCAAGGCAUCAACAUUUACAGGAAACCACCCAUCUAUAAACAACAUGAUGCAACUGCUUUGGCAGCACAGAGCAAGUCCUCCGAGGAUAUCAUCAAGUCCUCCAAGUUCCCAGCAGCCCAUGCUCCAGCACCCAACGAGAUACCAAAGAUUGAGACAGACCACUGGCCAGGUCCUCCCUCACUUGCGGCUGUAGGAGCCGACAUGAGACGCAGAUCAAGUGGCAGAGAGGAAGAAGAUGAAGAGCUCCAGAGACGUCGGCAGCUACAGGAGGAGCAGCUCAUGAAGCUUAACUCAGGUCUGGGGCAACUGAUAUUAAAAGAAGAAAUGGAAAAGGAGACUCGCGAUAGGCCACCUCUUUCAGCCAGUCGUUAUGAUUCUCCAAUUAAUUCAUCCUCACAAGCCUCGGCCUCUAAAACCUCCUCCCUCCCUGGCUAUGGAAGAAAUGGACUGCACAGGCCGGUGUCUACAGACUUUGGUCAGUACAAUAGUUAUGGGGAUGUGAGCGGUGAUGUUCGAGAUUUCCAGUCCCUCCCGGAUGGUCAUGUCCCCGGAAUGAGAAUGGACAGAGGAGUGUCUAUGCCUAACAUGUUGGAACCAAAGAUUUUUCCAUAUGAAAUGCUCAUGGUGACCAACAGAGGGCGAAAUAAAAUAUUACGGGAUGUAGACAGAACCCGGCUUGAGCGUCACUUAGCACCGGAAGUUUUUCAAGAAAUAUUUGGCAUGACAAUACAAGAGUUCGACAAGUUACCUCUUUGGAGACGCAACGACAUGAAGAAGAAAGCAAAACUCUUUUAAUUCACUCUACAUUUAUAGCCCUUUAAACAAAACAAAACAAAUUGCAUAAGAUAUUGUAUGAUAAAGUCCAUAUUCUCUUUGGAGAGCAACUUACUCAUCCACCAAAAAGGGAAAAUCUGACAAAGGCACCUGUAUUCAUAGCAAUUGGGCCAACAUGAACAUUUGCCAAUGGGGUAAAAAUUUCUAUGUUCAGAAACUUGAUGGCAAUUUUCACAUGUGUAAACUUUUUACAUGUCGUAUACAUGAUAGGAAGCGGUUCUUUUCUUCUCCCUCAAUAAUAUUCCCUUUAAUUUUUGUCCAGAAUAUGACGGACUUUAUUGCUAGAGCCAGGAAGUGCGCUUAGGAUGCCUAGUAGAAUGAAAGAAUUGUAAUCACUUCAAGAAAUGAAUAUAUAUACAUAUAUUCUGUAGUAUACCCAUAUGGUAAAAUUAAUCCUUUUUGCACACCAUUUCUUAACUGGCACUGUUUUAAAACAGCAUAUUCUUUCUGUUAUGAAAGAAUGAGGCAGGCAGUUUGCUCUGUUCUGCUGCAUACCAACCAAAUUAUUGGAAAACAAAUUCCCUGCUUGUACUUGUACUACAUAUAUGCUAGGAUAUCAAUAGUGAAUUGCUGUGUAUGUUUUCAGAUCUUCCCUCCUCCAUACUUUCUGCUUUAAUUAACAUGGCCUGGGCUUUACUAGUCCUUUAAGUAAAGGGAAUGGUGUAGGAGUGGCAGUUUUCUUGUUGUUUAGUCUGGGGAUUUAGGGAGGGUGGUGGGUGGAGGAAAUGAAAGGGUUAAAAGGAAAUUCUUCUCAAGUGUGCUCUGGUGCACACCCACAGACUUUGGGCCAAAUUCCCUGCUACUGCAAAAUGGCUCAGCUGCACGGAGUUGCACCAGCAGAGAAUUUUUUUCUGUGUGAGCAGACAUGCGAUUUAACCCCUCUUGGCAGGGGAAGGGAAGUUUCUAUGUGAAAUAGUCCUAUCUUGCACCAUGUUCUCCCAGUAUAGGCUCAUUGGUUACAUCAUUGUUGCAGACAUUGACGAUACUGCACAGUGUAUCAAGCUGAGCACUUCUUUAUUGUUUGUUGUUUGUUAACGUUUUCACUCAUGCUUUGAAAAGAGGGUUUGGAAUUUCUUUGAUGCUACAAAGAUGCACCCUUGGUAUUUUUUUUGUUUUGCUUUGUGUUUUUCCUUUGUGCCUGGCACGCUUUAUAGGGUGCAGGAAAUCAUGCAGGAUAGUUUUUUGAAUCGAGUUAUGCUUAUUAUUGUUUGCAAUCUUUUCCCACUGUGCUCCAGAGUGUGAAGAUUGCCUGUAUAUAACUUCACUGCUUGGAGGCCAGGUUGUGUUCACACAAGGACACGAGGAACACAUGACCUUCCCUGAAUGAAUGCUUAGCUGCUGAAAGGUCAGCGUCUUCUCUACAUUGGUGCUGAACUGCCAGUGUAUCCCUCUCUUUUAUGAGUGCGCUAGUCUACAGAGGGAUGUCAAGAUUUUCCUUUUAGAUUUGAUAGUCCUCAUGGGAGACACCAGAGCCUUUUGUGUUUUCCAUUACUGAGGACUAACACAUAGACAUCAGGAGGAGGAGGUGGUUAGGUCUGUUAGGUCGUGUAGCAGAUUUGAGAUUCUGGAUCUUUGCCUUGAGUUCUGCACUUCUGCUCCAGUAGGACUGCAUGCUGUCCUAUAAAUAAUCUUCUCAAUGUGAAGAAUUAACCAAAUCCUGCUUUCUGGUUGCAGUCCCAGAGAGGCGUGAUCCAACAGAACCAGUGCUGUUCCACUGAAGAGAUCUGGGCAGAGGGUUUAGUAUUUGGGGGACCCGUCUAGGGGGUCCAUACCGCCUGCAUGCUAAAGAGCACAGCCAGGAGAAAGGGAUAGUGCAGACCAGGGGAUGAGCUGGUGGAGGUGCUACCAUGCAGCGCCAUCAGCCAUUACCCCUAUGGAACAAGAGCACAGAAGUUCUCAGUGACCAGCAUAACACUGGUCCAAAUGAAUCCCUGGGAGUAAUUCCAGUGACUUCAGUGGGGUUACAGCAAGGAUCAGUUCAGCAUGUUGUUUUAUUUCAUGUUCCAGUACAAGCAUAAUAAACAUUUCCAGAUUACUAUUGACAAGUAAAUGAGAGUGGAAUAGCUGAAAUGAGAUGCAAAUCCGGGUUACCAAUGAAACCAAACACAGCAUACUGAAGAGGCAAACAUCUUAUGAUUGGGGAAUUUGGUAGGGUUGGAACUUACUGAAAUUUGCUGUUUAUUUCUUGCAGAUUAUGCCUCAAUUUCAAGCUGGAUAUUUUGGGUAUCAGUUUUUAAACAAAUUUCUGAAAUUGUUUAGGCCCCAACCCUGCAGAUGACUCCACACAAACAUAGUGUGACAGACACUGGUGAGCAGUGAUUUGGAGGGUCGGCCUUAGUCUUUUUCCCAGUUCUAAUUUUCAGUUCAGAGGAUGUUCUCCUGCAUAGCACAGGAAAAGCUGCAAGCUUGCAGACCACAUUGUUCCCUCCAUCUGUAGAUUUAUUAUCAAACAUCUCCACAGCCGACGAGGGAACAUUAUCCAACGGAAAAGUUGAAAAACAGCAAAGUUUGAAUUUCAAAAUAUCUGAUCUGGUUAUUUUCAGUGCUUUAUUUUCAAAAACCCAAGCUAUGAAAAAUGACUGCAGAUUAGAUUGUAUCUAUUUCUAACCAGUUCCGACCUAUCGUCACUAUCCCUGCUUAGAAAGAAAAGAAAGAGAAGCCAAUUUAGAUGCCCCCGACAUCUUAGUCUGCACACGUCUUCAGGAUUUUGCUAUGUAGAAGCUGGUGUCAUUGUCCUUUACAAUCAUAGGUUUCUCCAUUACUAAGAAAUACAUGAGGACAUUCAGGAAAGUUAAGAUGACUCAAAUAAAUGUGUGAAGUUAAAGCACAUUAAUUACAAAGGAUUACACCCCUGUGUAAAUGCUGUCAUUCACAGGCCCGGCUCUAGGCACCAGCGAAGGAAGCAGGUGCUUGGGGUGGCCAAUAGAAAGCGGCGGCACGUCUGGGUCUUCGGCGGCAAUUCGGCGGCAGGUCCCUCAGUCCCUAUCUUCCUCGGUGAGCUGCCACCAAAGAGGAAGAGAGGGAGUGAAGGACCCGCCACCGAAUUGCCGCCAAAGAAUGAAGCGGCGCAAUUAAGCUGCUGCCGAAGUGCUGCCGAUUGGCUUCUUUUUUUUUUUUUUCCUUUGCCGCUUGGGGCUGCAAAAAAGCUGGAGCCGGCCCUGGUCAUUCAGGACAAAAGUGAUGUUAGUUCACUGUAGCAAAUUCUCUGCUACUGUGAACUAAUGCUGCUUUACCUCACAACUUCAGUUAUUUCGUCUUAACUUUCCUGAGUGUCCCCAUAUACACAAACCUUAGGAGAUCCCAUGUCUUUAAGGCUCACUGCUGCAGCCCUGGGGCCUGUUUUCUCCAGUGAGCAGCUAGUAAUUCUCACCACAAGUUUUUCUACCUUCCCAUCAGCCUGAGAAGGCAAGUAGCAGCCUCAUAAACAGAGACAUAGCCCCAGGGAGAGGCUCCUUAGUCAGUUUGUGAAUCAUUUCCUAGCACCACUCCCAUAUUCUGUUUUUUGGGGCAUAUCUUCAAGAUGUAGGUAAAUUCCCCCUCCUUCUUCAAUGUUCCCUGAAGAUAUGGUGCUGUUCAUGUAGGUUCCCAUUUGCAGAUACAAAUGCAUAUUUGGAGCACGCUGUUACCUGAUUGCUGAUGUGUGCGCAUGUUCUGAGUGUACUGGUGCGUUGCCAUGAUUGGCCUGGGUGUAAAUCCGUGCAGAAUUUGGCCAUAGGCACUUCUUUUUGAAAAUGCCGCCCAUUACUUAUUGCCUUUCAUUCAGGUCUGCAGCACCCAUACCAGCAGUGAUGAGAUUGCUAAGGAAUGCUGGGUGUAGCUUAGCAAUAUUCGUCCGUGUAGUUGGGAUCAAGUAAUUUGACUUACCGUUUUUGUCCCCUCUCCUGUCAACUAAGGGCUGGUCUACACUGGGGGGGAGGAGGAUCGAUCCAAGAUACGCAACUUCAGCUGCACGAAUAGCGUAGGUGAAGUUGAAAUAUCUUGGAUCAAAUUACCUGGGGCCCAGACGGCGCGGGAUCGUCGGCCGCGGCUCCCCCGUCGACUGCGCUGCCGCCACUCGCUCUGAUGGAGUUCCGGAGUAGAUGGUGAGCGUGUUCGGGGAUCGAUAUAUCGCGUCUUAACGAGACGCGAUAUAUCGAUCCCGGAUAAAUCGAUUGCUACCUGCCGAUACGGCGGGUAGUGAAGACGUACCCUAAGAGACAGAAAAAAGACAUGAGAAUUUUUAUAUAAACUAGAAAGAAGGAAGACUUGGCCAGUCCAAUGUCCUUGCACUAUAUUGUAAGUGAACUCAUUUAAGGCUUGAAAAUCGGAAUGAUAGUGCAUUUAUCUUAAUACGUGCAUUGUGUCUUCUCUGCAGAUUAAGCCAGUAGCUGGAAGGAUAGAUUUGGAAGUUUUUAGACUUGUCUAACACUUUCAGCUUCCCAGUGAAACAUGAAACCAUUUUUUUUCCUUUCAAAACUUCUUUGAGGAGCUUCAUUAUAUUAUUUUGUCUUCCUUAAUGGAUAACUUCAUGCUGCUGUUAUUUAAAACAGAUUGGAGCGCUGUUAAGAGUUUGAAAAGAUUGUCUAACAACAAUGCACAUUUGUUCUCAGUUUCUGGUUAGUAACUGCUCCUUAAAUUUGCUUUGUGGUGACCUGUAAACUCAGAUCAGCUGCCGUAUGUGGUGAAAAGAGUCAGGCUGGAAAAGUGAUGAGAGGGUUAUUGGUCUUACAAGAUGCAAGACUUAAUUUUGUGAUUCUGAUAACUUCCUGGUGUUUCCUGUCACUGAACUGUCUUUUCUUUGACAUUUGCCUAUUUUAAAGUUUGACUUACUCUGAUCCUGAAGGUUUUGCCAUCCUUUCCCCAUUCAGAGGCACACCUUGGAAAGUCUUCUUCGCCCAGAUGGUCCAAAAGUCCUAUCAUCUGGGGAGAGUCACUAAGUCUCUUUGGAAAGAUUUGUUAAGCUUGAAUUAGCCACCAGCCUUUGAAGCCAAAUCCCUUUGAUAAGUAGUUGCCUCUCUCGAGAUGUUUAUGCUGUGGCCAGUUUUAAAAUUCAAAUGAAUCUUUACAAAGAGAGAAUUCUUUUGUUCUGUUAUAAAUAUGGCAGGGAUGCCUUGAGGCGGGGAGUGGGUCUGGCUCAGGUAGGGUCCUCCAGGGCUCCUCAGAGGUGAGUUUAAAGUACUCAAGAGGAAAUAAUUGCAGAUCAGUCAAGUGCUGCUCACUCUCAAAGCCUCUUGAAGUCACUGGAGUCAUGGACACAUGUAAAUCCGGAGUAACAGGUGUAAAUCAGGAGUAAGUCUACUGAAGUCAAUGGAAAUAAGCUGGUGUAAAAGGUGACCACAGAAUCAGCCCACAGAAAGAGAAGAGCGCACUCAGCACUGCCAAUGCUGUAUCCCAAAGACCUAAUACUGAGCGGGCCUGAGCACCUAUAGCCCCUAUCGACUUCAAUGGAAGUUGGGAGAACACAGCCCUUGGAAGGGCUGGAUCUUGAGAUGGAGGAGUUAUGUAAUGAAUGAAAAACCUCUUUCUCUCCAUCCCUUUCCCCUCUUCGAUAUCUAUUCACACCCUUUCAGGAGUCAAUGUAUGGGGAGGGGCGGUUUGGUUUUUGUUUUGCUAUGACACACUCCACAUGUUGGACGCUAUUUUAUAUCCACUGAAAAGAACAGUCACAAGAAGAUUCACCACCCACCCCAUUGGAGGGAACAAGCAAAGUACCCAACCAGUCCUGGAGCCAUGGUCAUCUCUGUCCACUGCACACACUUGGGUCUUGAUUCUGCAGUCAGCGCUCACUUGAGCAGCCCCAGUGCCACUGCACUGUUUCCCCCACUCAGACUUCGUGGGACUGUUCAGGCAAACAAGGGCAGCAGGAUUCUUAGUGCAGACACAUACCGGGGAGGGCUGUUUAGACCUGGGGUAUGGUCUUACGCUACUGCAAUGUAAUGAGGAGCAUAGAAAGUGCUACUGAGCUCUGUGAUGAGAGAACAAUGUGCCUUUCUCCUUUGGUAUGAAAACACCGCCAGUGGUUGGAUACAAGACCCACAGUGGGUGGCAGCUGGUGUGGAUUUUGUCUUGUGAUUCCCUCCCCCAUCUUUUGUGUCCCAUUUAAAUGAUAAGAAGACUAGUGUCGUGCACAGAUUUGGACGUUCCAGUUGAAGGCCCCCCUUGUCAGGCAUCAUCUCUGACGCCAAUAAGCAUAUUCAUUUACAUGUAAGCUCCAGUUCAGGAAGUGGGGGGGGGGGGGAAAUAAUUGGCCAUCAGUGUUGUUUCCAUGAAUUACUUCAUUUCCCAAAGGGCUUCUAACAAAGAAAUGCAUUUAUGUUAAUUACUUCCUCAAAAUGUUCAUCCAUAGGAGAGAAUAUUGAUCCUGCAUGCUUUGUGAUUGUUGUUUUCUGAGAUGAAGCAGCCCUUACGUUUUGCUCUGGAGGCAAAUAGGUGUUUCAGCUGCACAAUCUUGCAGAAUGUUCAUGGUUCGUGUAUCAAACACCGCACUUUGGGCCAGAUUUUCAAAUGUAUUUAGGUGCCUAAUUCCUAAAGACGCAGAGAGGAACUG